Molecule: messenger RNA, 252 nt
Organism: Alternaria incomplexa
Lineage: Eukaryota; Fungi; Ascomycota; Dothideomycetes; Pleosporales; Pleosporaceae
Exons: 2
Coding region: 1-252 (83 amino acids)
Source: RefSeq, a predicted model, not a curated record
AUGUUCAGCCGUGGCUCCGGAGACCCUAGCAUUGCGACCGCGAAGCAGAGUUUGAUGACUGCUGAGGCUGCGGAGAGGGACGCUGACCGUGCGCUCUUUGUUGCCAAGAACGCUGUGAGGGAGGCGCGGGAGCAUGUUCAUCGUUUGGAGCGUGAGGCUGCUGAGGAGGCGAGACUUGCGAAGAUCAAGCAGGGCGAGGCCAAGGCUCUCGGCAAGAAGGGCAAGCUGCUCGGAAGACACGACCAUGUCUAG